Messenger RNA from Striga asiatica, 833 nucleotides. The record is from the annotation of a GenBank genome assembly. NCBI's taxonomy places the organism in Eukaryota, Viridiplantae, Streptophyta, Magnoliopsida, Lamiales, Orobanchaceae.
CGCCACUAUGUGAAAUCGCGAUUCAUGCCUCGCCUCGCCUCGCCUCCCUCCUCUCAAAUUCACCUUCCAGUUUACCGCCCAAGCCCACCGUCACCAGCCACCGUCCUACUCUUCUUCGACAUUGUCUCGCGUUUCCUCCGACGCAAGGGCGCGACGCCUCGGUUCAAAGGCUUCGAGAGUCGCGAAUUGCCUCGCCUCCCUCUUCUGAAAUUCACCCCUCCAGUUUACCGGCCAAGCACACCAGCCACCGUUCGAGGCCCUCCGACACUGUCUCGUCUCUCCUCCGACGCAAGGGCUCGACGCCUCGGCGCAAAGGCUUCGCGCUCGCCGCCCCGUAUUUCAGACACCGCCUCCAAGACUACGACGCCUCGCCACCUCGACGUCCCGCCAUCUCGAAGCCCCGCCGUCUCGACUCCCCGCGGACUCCUCUUGCAGAUUUGAAGUAUGUAUAUAUUUCAUUUCUGCUCAUUAUGAUUCUCAUUAUCCAGCUUGUAUUUCAGCCCUUUAUAGUAACUGUAAUAUGAUUUGAUGUAGCUACAACUUAUGUGUAGUUUGUGUAAGUAUGGAACGCUAUGCUGAUGAUCUAUAUGUAUUGCUGAUGCUUAUGUUUACGAUGGUGCUUUAAUGCGUUAAUGAUUUUGUUAAUCGAGACUGAUUUCAAAUGAAUAAGCUCCCAAGAACACUCUAAUAGAAACUAAAUUCACUUAUCACAUAUUGCCAUAUUCACAGCUGAUCAAUCCAAGAGUAACAGUUCUUCAAGCAAAAACUCAAAAUACAAAUCCACCUAAUCACCAUUUUUAACUGAAUAUACAUAUCAUAAAAUUAAUUUCAAA